CUGUUUCACAAGCAGCAGUCAGUGUCGGCGUGACAUUCAGCUCGUGUGUGUGUAACAUCAGAGGAAUCUCACAUUGUCAUGAUGCGACUCCUGAGAUCAGCUUUAACUCAACUACAUUUUCACAAACCAGCAAACAUCACGUUAAAACAGGUAUUGAUCAACAGCUGUCGGUCGUGUUCAAAUGGAAUCACACCGAACGAGCGGAUCCGGAACAUCGGCAUCUCCGCACACAUUGACUCUGGGAAGACCACACUAACAGAGAGGGUGCUCUACUACACCGGACGAAUAGCAGAGAUGCAUGAAGUGAAAGGUAAGGAUGGAGUGGGAGCGAUCAUGGACUCUAUGGAGUUGGAAAGACAGCGAGGAAUCACUAUACAAUCUGCCGCUACAUACACCAUGUGGAAACAACACAACAUCAACAUCAUCGACACGCCAGGUCAUGUGGACUUCACCAUCGAGGUGGAGCGAGCUCUCCGUGUGCUGGACGGGGCGGUGCUCGUCCUGUGUGCAGUCGGAGGGGUUCAGUGUCAGACGAUGACUGUGAAUCGACAGAUGAAGCGCUACAGUGUGCCCUUCCUCACCUUCAUCAACAAACUGGACCGCAUGGGUGCCAACCCCAACAGAGGCCUUCAGCAGCUCAGGACUAAACUCAAUCAAAAUGCAGCGUUUGUGAAUAUCCCCAUCGGACUAGAGGGAAACCUGCGAGGGAUUGUCGAUCUGAUCGAGGAGCGCAGCAUCUUAUUUGAAGGACCUUUCGGUCAGAAUAUUCGUUUUGAUGAGAUCCCAGCGGAGAUGCGUGCCGAGGCUGCAGACCGCAGACAGGAACUGGUGGAGUGUGUCGCUAACGCCGAUGAAACACUUGGAGAGAUGUUUCUAGAAGAGAAAGUUCCAAAUGUUGAUGACCUCAAGGCUGCAGUGCGCAGGGCGACUAUCCAGCGCUUGUUCUCUCCUGUACUGGUGGGCAGCGCUCUGAAGAAUAAAGGCGUUCAGCCGCUGUUAGAUGCAGUGCUCGACUACCUGCCAAACCCCACUGAAGUCAACAACUACGCCAUACUGAACCAAGAGGAGAGCAGUGACUGCACGAAAAUUCUCAUGGAUCCAACAAGAGACACAACACAACCGUUUGUUGGUUUGGCCUUCAAACUUGAGGCAGGUCGUUUUGGUCAGCUGACGUAUGUGCGCGUGUAUCAGGGCUGUCUGAAGAAAACUGAGUACAUCUACAACACCCGCACGGGGAAGAGGGUCAGAGUUCAGAGACUCGUGCGACUCCACGCUGACCAGAUGGAGGAUGUAGAGGAGGUGUACCCAGGUGACAUCUGUGCUCUGUUUGGCAUUGACUGUGCCAGUGGAGAUACAUUCACUUCCCGCACUAAUGCCAACCUCUCUAUGGAAUCGAUUCAUAUUCCUGAUCCAGUGAUCUCAAUGUCCAUGCAACCCUCUAACAAGAACGACACGGAUAAAUUCUCGAAGGGAAUCAAUCGUUUCACCAGAGAAGACCCCACAUUCAGAGUUCAUUACGACACUGAGAGUAAAGAGACCAUCAUCUCUGGCAUGGGUGAACUUCACUUAGAGAUCUACUCGCAGAGGAUGGAGAGAGAAUAUAACUGUCCAUGUGUGAUGGGGAAACCAAAAGUGGCGUUUAGAGAGUCGGUGACCAGCGCUGUGCCGUUUGACUUCACUCAUAAGAAGCAGUCGGGGGGUUCGGGACAGUAUGGUAAAGUGGUGGGCGUUCUGGAGCCGCUCGACCCCGAGAAUUACACAAAACUGGAGUUUAGAGACCAGACCAUCGGCACCAAUGUACCCAGACAGUUUGUGCCUGCUGUGGAGAGGGGUUUCAGGGAAGCGUGCGAGAAAGGUCCUCUGACGGGACACAAGAUAUCUGGAGUGCGCUUUGUGUUGGAUGACGGAGCGCACCACAUGGUGGACUCUAAUGAAAUCUCCUUCAUUCGGGCAGGAGAGGGCGCCCUCAAACAGGCGAUGGAGAAAGCUAAUGUUGUGAUUCUGGAGCCGGUCAUGUCAGUGGAGAUUGUGGCUCCGAAUGAGUUCCAGGGGACCGUUAUUGCUGGGGUCAAUCGUCGCCAUGGUGUCAUCACAGGACAGGACGGAGCGGAGGGGUAUUUCACACUAUACGCUGAUAUUCCAUUGAAUGACAUGUUUGGAUACUCAACAGAACUGCGCUCCUGCACUGAGGGUAAAGGCGAGUACACUAUGGAGUACAGCAGGUAUCAACCCUGUCUGCCGUCUGCACAGGAAGAACUCAUCAACAAAUACCUGGAGGCAACAGGACAACUGCCGGCCAAGAAAGGGAAAUGGAAGAACUGAACCAUCACAUGUGGUUUUAUAUAUAUAUGGGAGUUGUAUAUAUCUGAACAAGUCGAGCAAAUCUCUGUGACUUCCUCAUAAGAUGCUUGAAAAGAAAGUUUGACCAGAUAAGUUAUACAGUUCCUCCCCUUAUAAGGUCACAGGUCAUUUUUAAAGAUAAAGGCACAUUGCUUUUAUGAAAGCAGAAAUGACAAAAAAUGGCUUUGUUCAUGCACUGUAAAUGACUUUGUACAGCAAGUGUCGUAAUUAUGAUAAAAUUAAGUUUUAGCGGUG
Messenger RNA from Myxocyprinus asiaticus (Chinese sucker), 2595 nucleotides. RefSeq names its product G elongation factor, mitochondrial 1 (gene gfm1). The transcript has 18 exons. Gene Ontology annotation, cellular component: mitochondrion. The record is from RefSeq and is a predicted model, not a curated record. Bases 79 to 2322 code for a protein of 747 amino acids. Lineage: Eukaryota; Metazoa; Chordata; Actinopteri; Cypriniformes; Catostomidae. Gene Ontology annotation, molecular function: GTP binding; translation elongation factor activity; GTPase activity. Gene Ontology annotation, biological process: mitochondrial translational elongation.